AGGAUGUAGUUUUAUAUAGCGCAGCCCUCGGCGUGUGUGGGUCCGGCGAGGGGCGCUACCCGAGCGCUGCUGCCCCCUGCCGCUGUCGGUGCAGGGGAGGGGCGGCCUGGAGCUCGAUAGCUGGCGAGCUAACGAGAGGAAGGAGAGCGCGGAGGGCCCGUGCGAACGUGCAACAGCGCUACCGAAGGGCUGGAGGACGGGACGGAUAUGGCGACUACCAAAGGAAAAGUGCAGACAGUCCUGGGCCUGGUGGAGCCCUCCUCCCUGGGAGUCACCAUGAUGCACGAGCACAUGCAUCUCGACUUCAACGUGGCCUUCAUACCGCCGGAGGGCAAAUAUGCCCACAAGGCAGACUGCGAUUUCACGCUGGAAAACUCCGGCUGGAUUCGGCAAAACCCGUACGCCAGCCGUCAGAACGUCACGUUCUGUGACGCUGCCGUGGACGCGGCGAUGCGUGACGAGCUGCGGACGUACCGGGAGAACGGCGGCGGCGCCGUGAUCGAGGUGACCAACUACGGUAUCGGGCGGGACGCCGCGCUGCUGGCCGCCUACAGCCGGGACACGGCCGUCACCAUCGUCACCGGCACAGGAUUCUACCAGCACAUGUUCCAGUUGGAGUCGGACCUCGCGCUAACCGUUGAAGAAAUGCACGACCGGGCGCUGAAGGACAUCACGGACGGAUGCCCUGAGGCGCCACUGGUCAAGGCCGGGGUUAUCGGCGAGGUCGGAUCCGGCUGGCCAAUCCAUGAUUUUGAGCGCCGAGCCAUCCAGGCGGCUGCCCUGGGGCAGCAGGCCACCGGGUGUCCGGUGAACUUCCAUCCGGGCCGAGACCCGGCCGCCGCGCCCGAGGUGCUCAGGAUCUUCCAGGAGGCAGGCGGAGACGUCUCCAACUGUAUCAUGUCUCACUUGGACCGUUCCAUCCAGACUGCAGAAGGACUGUCAGAGUUCGCCAAGAUUGGCAGCUACCUGGAGUUUGACCUGUUUGGGAUCGAGACCAGCCACUACACGCUCGCUCCCCAUGUGGAUAUGCCGUCUGACGCCCAGCGCAUUCAGCGAAUCAAACACCUCGUGGAGGACGGAUAUGAAGACCGUGUGGUCAUCAGUCACGACAUUCACACCAAACACAGACUGACAAAAUUCGGCGGUCACGGAUUCUCGCACAUUCUGGAGAACGUCGUCCCAAUGAUGAAGGUUCGCGGGCUCACAGAGGAAACCAUCAACAAGAUACUGUCUACCAACCCGCAGGCAGCCAUGACAUUCAAGAAGUGAUUUGUUGAUGUGUUACAUGACAAAUAAGGGAACAUCAGUUCUACACGUAUAAGGAUACUAAAAGCCUACUUCUGUCAUUCAUUCAUGCCAUCGGCAAAUGAAAAAUUUGCAUCUAGAUUCUAGAGUGCAGGUCUUCCAAGUGUGUCUCGACGUUCUUAUGGAAUUAUCAGCACGCUUUUAUUCAACUUAGUUACCAAGUUACGACCGGUACCGAUGAACACAAUAUCGUCUCACGAGGAUAAGCCUUGUUUAUACAAUGUCUUACCCCGGAUUCGGAGUCUUCCCGAUGACGAAGAUUCUACGUCGUCCGGCCAAUGGUGUUCGAGGUCAGCGGGGGCUUGGCUGUGGUUGUCGGACGGGGUUGGCCGGGGGCCGGACGACGUGUAAUGUUCUUCGUCCGAGGAGACUACGAACGCGGCCUUAGUGUGAGCAUUAGAUAAAUGAUUUCUUCUUCGAAAAGCGAAACCGACCCCGUUACUUUUUUGGGUAUUGGUUUGGCGUUUGCCUAUUGUAAUAUAUUGUGCGAAUAAG
Amphibalanus amphitrite is the source of this 1800-nucleotide messenger RNA. RefSeq names its product phosphotriesterase-related protein-like. Gene Ontology annotation, biological process: catabolic process. The transcript is spliced from 7 exons. The record is from RefSeq and is a predicted model, not a curated record. Gene Ontology annotation, molecular function: zinc ion binding. Lineage: Eukaryota; Metazoa; Arthropoda; Thecostraca; Balanomorpha; Balanidae. The coding region runs from base 208 to 1269 and encodes 353 amino acids.